Molecule: messenger RNA, 1430 nt
Organism: Glycine soja
Lineage: Eukaryota; Viridiplantae; Streptophyta; Magnoliopsida; Fabales; Fabaceae
Product: phosphoglycerate mutase-like protein 1
Exons: 9
Coding region: 124-1074 (316 amino acids)
Cellular component (GO): cytoplasm
Molecular function (GO): phosphatase activity
Source: RefSeq, a predicted model, not a curated record
GCCAAGUAAAAUUGUUGUUGUAUUUUAAUAAGUUAAUUAUGGAAGUUAUUAAAUUAAACACGUUUAUAAAUGGUGGGAAACUAAGCUCAAAUUUACAAGCUCCUACUAGUCAGCGCCAUAAACAUGAACAUGAGCAUGAUCACAGUGGCUGUAUAUUGCAGCAUCUCAUCUUUUCCCUCUUCUCUACGCUUUCGCCGCCGCGCAUUUCCACACCUUUCUCUUUCUCCUCCUUCCGCUCUCUGCUUCUCCGGUUUGUCAGAGAAUAUUGAUAGUGGUGGUGGUGGUAGUGGUGGUCCAUGUAUCUUUCCAUUGAACCGUUGCAAAACCAUUCACCUGGUGAGGCAUGGACAAGGGAUCCACAAUGUGGAGGGAGAUAAGGACUACAAUGCAUAUAUGAAGCCUGAAUAUUUUGAUGCACAUCUUACGCCACUAGGCUGGCAAGAGGUUGACAGUUUGCGUAAGGAUGUUCAUGAUUCUGGGCUUAUGAAGAGGAUUGAUCUGGUCAUAGCAUCUCCUUUAUUGAGGACUCUACAAACUGCUGUUGGGGUGUUUGGAGGUGAGAGCUACACAGAUAUAACAGAUGUGCUACCUCUUAUGGUGGAAAAUGCAGGAAACAGCAAUCGUGCUGCAAUUUCAAGUCUGAAUUGCCCUCCAAUUGUUGCUGUUGAACUUUGUCGGGAACAUUUGGGAGUUCGUCCCUGCGACAAAAGGAGAAGCAUCAGCGAGUAUCAAUCCCUAUUUCCUGCAAUUGAUUUUUCACUGAUUGAUAGUAAUGAGGAUACUUGGUGGAAGGCCGAUGUUAGAGAGACAAAGGAAGAACUUGCAGCCAGAGGGCGGAAGUUCAUGAACUGGUUGGGGACAAGAAAAGAGAAGGAGAUAGCAAUUGUGACGCAUAGAGCAUUGUUGUUGCAUACUCUUAGUGCCUUUGGAAAUUACAGCCAUCCCUUGGAGAAGAAAGAAUUAUCAAAGCCCUUUGCCAACUGCGAGCUUCGCUCCAUGGUCAUCGUUGAUUGGUAUGAACACAAUCUAAACAACUUUAAGAGCUCCCUUGCACCUCAGUCGGGGUUUUUAUGAUUUAUUAUCAACUUGUAGUGUGACGGAUAGGAGGCGUUAACCAUAAAAAAUUAGACAAGAUGCCUUCAUGAAGGACCUCUCCUCUAGUGAUGUUGCGCAUGAAAACGCCGAGGAAAAAUAAAAGGUUCUGUAGAUAUUUCAUCGUGACUCAGGAAAUCUAGCAUCAUUAUUUCAAAUUUCACAAAUUAUGCUUCUCGUCUGUUACAGGAAAUAUUUUAUAUGGAAUACUUGUCCAACAAAGUAUUCUCUACUAAGGAUACACGAAUCUCAGUUAUUACAACAUACAUUGACAUGGUCAUAUGGUAUUCGUUCGUGUUUAUUAAUAAUUAUAAAGACUGAUAGUAGGUUAUACUUAA